Messenger RNA from Bicyclus anynana (squinting bush brown), 1571 nucleotides. RefSeq lists its product as uncharacterized. The transcript is spliced from 4 exons. Lineage: Eukaryota; Metazoa; Arthropoda; Insecta; Lepidoptera; Nymphalidae. The coding region runs from base 256 to 999 and encodes 247 amino acids. Gene Ontology annotation, molecular function: RNA polymerase II cis-regulatory region sequence-specific DNA binding; DNA-binding transcription factor activity, RNA polymerase II-specific; protein dimerization activity. Gene Ontology annotation, biological process: regulation of transcription by RNA polymerase II. The record is from RefSeq and is a predicted model, not a curated record.
GCAUCAUUAGUUGUUAGCAUUUCAGUAUACCGACAGACUUCGCCGUGGUCCUAUUUUUUAAAUUGGAUCAAAAAAUUAAAGUAAAACCCAAUUUAUUUAAUUCAAAUAGCCUUCCUACUUGAGUUAUAUGUAUAUGGAUUCACAUAUUUUAAUAUUCUACUAACAAAAACAUCAAUUCUGUCAGUGUGUACUGUGUAAUGACUCUAUCAUCGGUUUGAAAAGCAGAUUCGCCUAGUAGAGUCGGCAAUAUACACAAUGGCCUCCGACCAGGAGUCGUGCUCAGACGAGGAGCCCGACAGUGAGAUGCUGAGCGACGACCUCUGCCUGCCUGACAGCGAUGACGACAGGCAGCCGUCGCGCAGUGUGCAGAGUCUCCCCGACGAGCUGCCGGCGCUGAACUCCUGCAUCCUCCGGCCGCCGCGCAAGCUGUUCACUAACUGCCGCGAGCGCUGGCGCCAGCAGAACGUGAGCGGCGCGUUCGCUGAGCUGCGGCGCCUGGUGCCCACGCAUCCGCACGACAAGAAGCUGUCCAAGAAUGAAAUACUGCGGAUGGCUAUAAGGUACAUCGGGCUACUUUGCGAAGUACUCGAAUGGCAAAAAAGCCAUGGCUUAGGAACGAAUAAGGAAAAUUCAGGUCUCGCAAUCAAAUGUGAAUCUCCAAUGAGUCCUACCUCAAGACGUCUUCGACUCAAAAGACCUUACGACGAUGACCCUAAGAGGUCUUAUGAGGCAGAUUACACUAGAUUUGGAAAUGAAGAAAAUGAGGAAGUUUUCAGAAGGAAUUGCCAAAGGAGUUUUCAAGGUAAAACUGAGUUUUUCUUCGGGAAAGACCAUUUGAAAGUGCUGCGGAACCAGUAUUAUUUGUCUUCAAAUUGGAGACAUAUGCCGUUCAGAAAUUUGGGUGAAAGGAAUGGAAAUAAUCUAUUAAUGAUUGCUCCGGCUGGCAAAGGUGAUGAGAAAGACGGUGUUUGUAAAGAAAAAGUUGACAAAGAAAAGUGAGGAUACUUCAAAUUUUCUUACACAGAGAGAAACUAGACGUGGCAUCUACUGUAAAAACAAGAUAAGUGAGGAAAUACAUCAGAGCAUUGAUAUUAAUUCGGUUGUAGGUACUCUUAUAAUAAAUAGAAUCUAAACUAUCAUGAUCAUCAUCAUCAUAUCAGCCGAUGGACGUCCACUGCAGGACAUAGGCUUGUAAGGACUUCUAAAUAUCACGAUCUUGAGUUGAUAAUAAAACUGUAAUAAAUUGUAAGAUUUUUUUGAUGGCUCAAAAAUUUAAGUGUUGAUAGAACAAACAAAAGUAUCUGUUUAGUAGCAGACAAUAUGUUUGAAAAAAAAAGUAAUGUUUCAUAUAUAUAACUGAGUAAGUAUAGCGGACCUACCUAAGUUAUAUGGUAGAUAACACAGAUUAAUAUAAUAAUCUCUCAAAGCUUUAAGCUAACUUUCUCAACAUUACCUUUAUUUCUUACUUUCAUGGUAAAUUUAAAAUAAUUUAAUUUAAGUUUUAAUUUAUAUAUUUUAAUUCGUCAUUCUAUUGUAUUGAGUAUCAAUAUCCUCUUGAUUAUUAACUAGCC